Molecule: messenger RNA, 3324 nt
Organism: Acanthochromis polyacanthus (spiny chromis)
Lineage: Eukaryota; Metazoa; Chordata; Actinopteri; Pomacentridae
Product: dynein axonemal assembly factor 8
Exons: 15
Coding region: 109-2487 (792 amino acids)
Cellular component (GO): dynein axonemal particle
Molecular function (GO): dynein complex binding
Source: RefSeq, a predicted model, not a curated record
CAACUGAAGUUUCUCGUUGCCGAGGUAACCAAGAAGCGUCAAGCCCUUAAGUGCGGCCGGUAAAGUUACCGGUAAAACUAAUUUAUCUUGCUUGUAGAUGCCUUUGAAAUGGAUUCAAAUCCUUCUUCAUGUUGGAAUUCAAUUCAAGAGAAAGUUAAGCCAUAUUUACCGACAAUCGACUUUGAUUUUUCAACAUGCCAGAAAGACGAGGUAGUCACAGUAUAUCAGAGACCAGCUGGUCUUUCCCUGAAGGUCCCUGAAGACUUUGAUGAUUUUUCAGUAGAUGAUGCUGAACUAAAGGAGCUUCUAAAAGCACAGAAGUCACCAGAAGAGAUUCACAGACAGUUAGAUGAUGAUACUGAUAAUGGAAAUGUAGAAAACAGCUCUGCAGCCCAGCAGAGUACAGGACCCUCUGAUGCUGAUGAUGAGGCAGGCACUUGUGCGACCAGUUUCGUGGUGUUGAAUAACAAAAGCAAGCCGGAUGCCUCUUUUAAACCAAACGUAGGCAACACCCAUUCCAAAAAGGGUUUACCUGUUCUCUCAUUUGCGAAGCUUGACCAGUGGGAUUUGGAUGCUGUCCUCCAAAAUUUAAAAGGGUCCAGAGUGUCUCUGCAAGAAUGUGCCUCAGUGGAACCUGUGAAAAGACAUGCAGUUCCAACCCGAUGUCCGUUCAUAAAUGGUGGCAACAGCAGCUCUCAGGAGGACAUAAUGGAAAGACUCACUGCUUUCUGCUUGAAACAGUCUGUGUCAGGCCCUGUAAAAAAUCCAGACAGCAUCAGACAAAAUAGCACCUGGGACAAAUGGCUAGAAAAGAUGUCAGCACAGCUCAAAAGCCACCGGAAGCAUCCUACUGUUUAUAUGGACUUGCGUUGCCCUGAUCCCUCCAUAAAACCAGUGGGAACAUCCCCACGUCUUUCAUUAGAGCCCCAGGCAGCAAGCAAAGCUCACCAGGAAUCACAACCUGCAAAGAUGCAGAACCUUAAAGUACACACUGGAUCACAAGCAAAGGGCAGGGAAGUGACUGGCGAGAGCAUGUCGCCUCCAAAAAUAAGGGAGAUCAACGGAACUGGGGAUCAAUGCACAAGACACCCAGAAGGAAAAGGAAUGAAAGACAAGCUGCCUCAAUCUGUGGAGUCUACAUGUAGCAAUGAGCCACACAAGCAGAAGGUAGAUGAACAAUGUCCAUCUGUGCGCUCCAGGAAAUCAAACAGGGAAACUGAUCAGCAAAGUUUAAUUAAAGUACCAAAGCAGCAGAGCAAUCAACACAGACUGCAGACAUUUCAACAUAAGCAAAAGCAGGGAAUUCUUAAACUACUGGAGAAACAUCGCCCGGUCAAAUCGGUGCAUCAGAAGCAGCCAGCUGCUGAGAAGACUGAUGUUCUUUUUGACGUUGAAGCGUCUCAGUUAGAGUCGGUCAGCUCGCUCCCAGCAGGUACUGAAAGUAAAGGCUGCAUGCUGCUCAUUAUCAGCCUCUCCAGUCCUGGUAUGGUAGUCGCUCAUGGAAAAAGGAAGCAUCCAUCUGCAACCAAGUCCCACAUCUACAACACUUUAGUGGCGUGGCUUCUGUCUUUGGCUGGUCCAGAUCAAUGCCAGGAUGAAGACCAAGCAAAGAUCCCUUUCUGGGUUGCAGGACUUCAGCAGCUGUGGACAGAAGAUGGACUAACUUUGCAAGUUUUAGCCGUGGCCCGUCGCUGUUAUAUACCAAGGAAACGGGACGUAGACAUCCACGCACCUUUCUGUCGCCACGUCAGCAAGUUCCUGUCUAAAACCUCCCUCACCGUAGUCGCCAGCUGGCUACCUCGGCUCGAAUUCAUGCUGGACCAGCAGGCCUACACCUCACACAUCCACCUGCCUCCAUCCUGUUUGAGCAGUUUUAUCUCCACCAUCUCGAACAAAAAUGUAAUAGACAGAACAUUUGGUCUCAGUCCAGGGUUUUACUGGCAGACUGUGGAAACUCAGGAUCACAUUUGUAAAGGGAGAGAGACCUCACAGGAGCAGCACAUAGAAGUAUCAGUUGUUCGGGGCUGCAGUGGUUUCUUUCAAGAUCCUCUCAUAACUCACUACACCCUCCAGCUGGUGCUGGAAUUAGGGCUCGACGUGUGUGGUCUGCGGCUGCUUUAUCCAUCACAGACGCUCCUGAGCGACGGCGGUGUAACAGUUAACCAGAGAGCCGAUGAGCCAAACCAGCCUGUCCUUGCCCUCGCAGUUCGGGGUCCUUAUGCCCGCUCUUUGAUGAAGGAUUUCAUUCAUUCCUUAGAACCUAUGCUGCUAAAACAGUCAGAAAAACCGUCUGUCAAGCCUCUGCACAUCAGAAAUGAAGAAACGCCACUCAUCCGCUCUCCUCAGUUGGACGCCCAAGUUCACCGCGAACUCUGCUUGUGGUUUUCAGGAAGACUUCAAAGAGACGGUGCACAAAAUCACAACCAGCACGUGAACAGGUUUGAUGUGAAAAUACGACAAUGGAAAUGGCCAGACUUAGUAAUAUAACAAAGAAAUCAUUAGACCUUUUUGAUCAAAUCUGGGAUGGAUUUACCCAAACUGAAGGUUGGUGGCCUCAACAUGAUUAGCUAGCAGUAGAGAUUUGAUUUACGGCUCCUUGAAGGGAUCAUUCCUUUAAAAGAGCCAUUCAAAAGACUGACUUGUUGUUAUAUUCAUUUAUUUUUCAGAAGUCAAUCAGGGGUAACUCGUUUUAAUCAAGAGAAAGAACAUUGGUAGAAGUUACAUGAUAAGAUAUAGAUCGGAAUACUUCAAACUUACACAUCCCACCAAAUUGCCAAAUAGCGUCAAAAAGAUCCCGCUCUCUUGAUCAAAUGCUGCUUGUUUAUUUAUUAGGUUUUUUUUCCCCCAAUUCGGCCUCUGGUGUUGCAAAAUAGCUCAGUUUUGACCUCAUUUGUUCACAUUACUUGUUUCCAAAGCUACUCUUGCACGUCCAAAUGUUGCUUUACAGACUCCCAGUGUUAGCCUGUGUAUUGAAGUCAUAGCCUAAUGUGUUCUGCUAACAACACUUCCACUCUGGCCCUGUUAGUGCCUGAAUGCAGCACAGUGAAUGGUGCACCAACACUCCUGGGACAUUACAGCAGUGGACAACGCCAAGUGGAAGCACUUUAAUUCACUUUUUUGUCCUUGACCUGCUUUGUAGGAAUGACUCAGCUUUACUGGUUGGUCCUCAGUUGAUUGACAAGAAUACUGGAAGACUAAGAGUAGUCUGAGAAUUUAUCAAGAAACUGCCAUCAGUAGACGAUAAGUAAUGAUGAUUAUUGAACUUGUGCUACUAGUUCUAGAGAGUCAUUUAAUGUCUUAUGACAACCUGAAGCGGUGAGAUUU